Hypomesus transpacificus is the source of this 354-nucleotide messenger RNA. RefSeq lists its product as uncharacterized. NCBI's taxonomy places the organism in Eukaryota, Metazoa, Chordata, Actinopteri, Osmeriformes, Osmeridae. The transcript has 2 exons. The coding region runs from base 14 to 247 and encodes 77 amino acids. The record is from RefSeq and is a predicted model, not a curated record.
GCAGGUGGUGAGAAUGAGUCUGACCAGAGAGAACUCUGGUGUGGACCUAGAGGAUCCUGCUGUGAUGGAGGCCAUCUUACAACAGGUCCAGGUGAAGCUGAGAGAGAAGGGGCUGACUGAAGCCUUCCAGCUGAGGUGGAGAAAGCAGCCAGAUGGAAAGGUCUUCCACAAGGAGGAAGAAGAGAGUUCUCAGAGGAAGAGGAAGAAAAGGGAGAGGAAACCAGUUCUGACUAAGAAGGAAAUAUAAAUUUAGAAGAUACAUUUAUUCUAAAUCUACUUAGUGAUAGAAAACACUAUUUUACCUAUUGUACCAGAUACUGUGUUUUGAUGUUCAUCCCUUUAUGAGUGUGGAGA